Molecule: messenger RNA, 8641 nt
Organism: Eriocheir sinensis (Chinese mitten crab)
Lineage: Eukaryota; Metazoa; Arthropoda; Malacostraca; Decapoda; Varunidae
Product: ubiquitin-protein ligase E3C-like
Exons: 20
Coding region: 268-3489 (1073 amino acids)
Biological process (GO): ubiquitin-dependent protein catabolic process; protein polyubiquitination
Molecular function (GO): protein binding; ubiquitin protein ligase activity
Source: RefSeq, a predicted model, not a curated record
AAGAGGAAAGGAGAAACAACAACAACAAUGGAGGAAUAGUGUUGUGUCAUUAUUGUAUUUUCCUCGCUGUUACGCCGCAUGAAGGUCACCAAUCGAGGCCCGGACGGUGUGACGGGCGUGUGAAAUCUGUGGCUGCGUAUUAUGAGGCUUACUCCGAGGAGGUGAGGAGAGAUAAGGUUAUAUGAUGCAAUGUCCGGCACACACACACACACACUCCUGGAGGCGGGUCAAGGCAGUGCUGUUAAUGGGACAUCCUGAUCAAGCAGCAUGUGGAGUUUUGAAGGAGAUUACCGGCGGAAGCCUCAGCAGCGGCUGGGCGGGGCAAGCAAGAGCCGCAACAUUGAGCGCCUGGACCUCCUCAACCAGCUCAAGUCAGACAGAGAGGAACGAGAGAGACAGAGACGGAGGGAGGCGGCAGCAGUAACCCUGCAGUCCUGGGCCCGAGGCGUCCUGAGCCAGCAGCACACCAAGCGUGACCUGCGCCACCAGUGUGACUCCCACCUGGCCCUCACCAAGGCACAGGGCAUUUCUGAAGCCUCGGCUGUCAGAUUGAUCGCUCUGCUCAUCAGAAUAUUUCAUCCACACAAAGACAGUGACAGAAUUCUCACCACCUGCCAGUUGGUGAUCCGGGAGCAGAGGCAGCUGGCUGAGUGGGUGUGUGGCUCCUUUGAGCGCUGGGCCUACCUGCUGCCCCGCCUGGUCAGCAUGGCUCUGCAGGUCAUCACUCAGCCUGUUCAAGAAGGUGGUAGUGCUGUGUCCCACGCUGCACCCCUGCGCCUCCUGGAGAUUGUGCUGGUGCCGGAGUCCUGGCCCACCAAGCUCCCCCCUCCCCAGCAGCGCCUCUUCCUCGCCUCUUUGUACUCACACCUUAUCAGCAAAGGCUAUUACCGCCAGGUUGUUGAGCUGCUAACAACACGUGUCCCCGAGGUGUACGAACCUUCUCAAGAGCCCCCAACGCCCCUCGCUGAUGCCCUGCUCCACCUCCUCAUGAAGCCACUCACCUUCUCCGUCACCUUGACAGACCCAACACUCCUGUGUCACGUUCUAUCAGAAAUGUGUCAACAAGUGUUGGGAGGAGCAGUUCACAGCCAGAUCUCUAACUACAUCAUCCCCUGCUUGGCAUCCAGUGAGGCCCACAAGUUGCCCAUGGACAGGGUGGUGGCUGUGCUGGCCACUCACCCCAUCAAGACCAUGGACACCUGUCCACCCCCGGCUCUCCUCUACUCCCUCCUCAUGCUGGUGCGCCAGGGGGCUGACUUCAAGGACAUCACUUCUCUGUGCAAUUACUUACAAGUCAUCGGGGAGCUGCUGGGCGGCACCACCUCCUACCUCACCUGCCAGGACGCCGACGUGGACUCUGACGACGAAGAGGAGGAUGCAAUGGACUCCUCAAAGCCGCUCAAUCCAGUGUUGUGCAAGCUGGCCGAGGAGUGUGUGUCUGUGGUGAACAGCACGGAGCACGUUGGGUGGCUGCUGAGCCAGGUGGAGCGCUACGUGUCCCCGGAGGUGCUGCUGCACUUCUCACGCCUGACACACCACCUCCUCACCGCUCCCUCCCUGCAACUCCACCAGUGCAGGCUGCUGUACAGUGUGGUGGUGCGCCGCCAGCUGCUGCGCUCCAUGUGGGUGGUGCUCUCCAGCCUGCAGCAGGGUGCCCCUCUCCCCGGCAGUGCUGUCAAUGCCAAUGCAUCAUUUGGUGUGCGAGGAGGCACCCCACUGCUGCAAGUCAUGGCCCGAGGGUCGCCUCUGGCCCCUUAUGAGCGGGACACUCUAGUGCCUCUCCUGGCCACUUUCUGUGCCACCCUCACCGCUGUGCUCUCCACACUCCAUGACUCAGAGUUCCUGGGACAGCAAGAUGACUCUCAGGAGGUGUAUUCAUACAGGCCCACACAAAGCCAGUUCCCAUUUUCUGUGGAUGAGUUGGUGAAGAUGUCGGCCAGCCUGCGCGAUGUGUGUGUGGGUCUGGUGGAGCUGGCACACCCGGACACCCGCAUGUCAGCCGUCACAGACACUUCCUACACCUCCAUGUGGGCACACUGCUUCAAGGUUUGUGUUGGGGUGGUGCGGCAGAUACACCUACGGGACACAAGGAGAAUGUUCUGUCCCAGCGGUCACUGGCUGAGCUCUCGGGCCAGUCUGCCGCUGGGCAACAUCUGUCCGGCGGUGCCCUUUGUGCCGCGCACCAACAGGCGGCAGAGGAGGCUCUUCAUGCCUCAGAGGUUAUUAACAAGGAAUGAGCUGGAGACAGAGGGUCCCCCGCUGUCUGUCAUUGACGAGCGCCGCGCCACAAUACUGCAAGAGCUUCCUUUUGUCUUUCCCUUUGAGGCCCGGACACAGGUGUUCACCAAGCUGGUGGGGGACAGCAGGAGCAACAGCCAGAUGGGGGCAGAGAUCAAUGAACGGCCUGUCAUCAAUGUCUCCAUCAGAAGAACUCAUGUCUAUGAAGAUGCUUUUGAGAAACUUUCACCUAAUAAUGAACCCAACAUGCGGCUGCGAAUGAGAGUGCGCCUCAUGAACGCAGUGGGUCUCAACGAGGUGGGCAUUGACGGAGGGGGAAUUUUUAGGGAGUUUUUGUCAGAGCUACUCAAGACCGCCUUUGACCCAACCCGAGGCUUCUUCCUUCUCACCCUGGACAACACACUCUACCCCAACCCUGGAGCUCACCUUAUUGCCGAGAACUACCAAACCCACUACUACUUCAUCGGCAGGAUGUUGGGCAAGGCACUUUACGAGAGCCUGCUAGUGGAAGUACCCCUGGCCGGCUUCUUCCUGUCCAAGCUCCUGGGUAAGUCCACCUCAGCUGAGAUUCACCACUUGGACUCGCUGGACCCUGAGCUGUGUCGCAACCUUUUGUCCCUCAAGACCUACCAGGGGGAUGUUCAGGACCUGGGCCUUGACUUUACUGUCCUCAAUUCCAACCUGGGCCAGAACACUAUUGAAGAGCUGAUCCCGAAUGGCGCCAACAUCCCUGUAAACAAUGAAAACCGCAUUGAGUACAUUUACCGCAUGGCCGAUUACAAACUGAACAAGCAGAUAGCCAAGCAGAGUCAAGCCUUCAAAAAAGGAGUGAUAGAUGUUGUGCCCGCUGAGUGGCUGCAGAUGUUCGACUGGAGAGAGCUUCAGAUGCUGAUAUCUGGUGCCUUUGUUCCUAUUGACCUGGAAGACUUGAUGGACAACACAAGAUACGGGGGAAUUUACAGUACUGAGAAUGCAACGAUACAAGCCUUCUGGCAAGUCUUGAGGGAGUUCACUGAAACCCAGAAACGUCAACUUCUAAAAUUUGUCACAAGUUGUUCCAGGCCUCCACUCUUGGGAUUUAAGGAACUACAGCCAGCAUUCUGCAUCCAGCCAUCAGGAUCAGAGGACCGUCUUCCCACUGCUUCCACGUGUAUGAACCUCCUCAAGCUGCCGGAAUAUAAGAAUGAACAUACACUCAAGGAAAAACUUCUUUAUGCUAUUACAUCAGGUUCAGGCUUUGAGCUGUCCUAGAACAUGGCAAGGAUAGUUGGUAAAUGUUUUAAAUGUUCAUUAUAAUGCCAGCACAACUUUCCAAACUAAUGAUUAGCAAAGGUAAAAAAAAUUGUGAAAUAAGUCCUGUCUGCCUGGGAAAGUUUAGCAAAAGUAACACAUUAAGUUGCUUAUGUAAAGAUAGCUGCUACCAGGGUAAUGAAACGAGCAAGUUAUAUUGCUGUCAACUCACAACCAUCACAUGAAAUCUUCACAUACAAAGUACUACGGGCCUUCAAAGACACUUGUUUAUUUGACUUAGUGACAGUGUUUGUCUAUUUAGUUUGUCUUGGCUUUUGAUACAAGUGAUAACCUAAUACUUUAUACAACACACACACACACACACCUGAUUUAAUGCUCCUGCUACCUGAAAUUUCCAGUCUUGGUUGUUGCAAGUCCACCAGUGUGGCUGUUCAGUUAGUCUAAGGCUAAGCCAUCUCCUUCCUUCUCCCCGAGGCCCUAACCAGUGUAGGUAUGUGGAAAUCUGCCAUUUUGUUGAACAUCUCAUUGGAAGAUUAGGGAUGGAUAUUGUUGUGGUCACAAUGAUACUGAACUCCAUCUCUAUUCCUCCCAGAUUCCAGCAUCAAACAAGGAAAGUAAGGAGUCAUGUUUUACCCUUUGAUUUAAGCUCAUUCACCUCCCUUAUAUAGUUGUGUAUAAGGAAUCAGAGUUCUUGCUGUGCUUGGACUUGCUUAGUUUUCACUAACCUUGAUAUUUCAUCUUCCUACGUGGAAGCCAUAAAAACAUUAUAAAGUCACUCCACAUUCUUUCUCUCAUAGUGAGGACUAUUAUUUGUUUAUAUUAUAGUUUGAGAAAGUUGUUUUUAUAAACUUGCCAUUGCUAGAGGAGGAACUUCAUGCCUGUGCUGUCAUGGAGUAGUUUACUUAGCCUGCCAGAUUCCAACACAUCUGCCAUCCUCACCAACUUGGUUCAGAUAAAACACUUAUUUGCACUUUAAUAGAAAAAAAUUACUUUCUUAAUGCUGAACACCUCUUCAACCAAGUGACUCCUAAUCCUGUCUGCUGUUCAACACAUGUAUAUGCCGGCAUACACUUGUGAUGCACUGUAUACACGACAGACAUGGAUGCUGGCAUUGCCCUCCCUUGGAAUCGCUGCUGUAUUUCAAGUGCACUCAAAAAGUAUUGUUCUAGCUGGCUGCUUUGUGUUCUUGAAGGAAGUCAGUUUUUGUGCACUCAGUACAUGGUGUAGCUAAUCACUUGUCCAUAAUUGUCUUUACGUCUUCGUCAUUUAACGCACCAGUAACUUAUUUUCUUCAUAUCAUUGCCGUGCACUUGAAGUAUAAAUUGGAUUUAAAACUGAAAACGCAGCAAAUGAACAAUAGUUGUGUGUGUGCUUGCAUGCAUGUAUGGUCACACUGUUAACAAAUUGAAUCAUGUACCCUCUCAGGUAAUGGGUUGCUUGAUCCGGGCCUCUGAAAGACACUGGCCCGGGUCUAGAGUUGAUGACGUCACAAGGGUAGGUGGAUUUUUUGAUUUUGAGUGCACUGAAUGUUAAGAAUUUGCUGGACAUUAGCAAAAUAACAGAUGAUAUUUAUGAAAAUUGAGCUCACCAACACAUUCAUGAUACAUUGCUGCAUAUCAUUUAAAUACAAUAAGACUAUUUUUAUAUAAAGAUCAGUGAAGGAAAAUGAUAUAAUGUAUAAACAUUUUGUCUCGCUUGUUUUUCUUCAACUCACUCUUACUCCCAGAAUUUGCUCGCGAUGAAUUUUCAGUCACUUUCAAAACCAGCUCAGUUUUCCCAUUCUUUUCAUAUGUAACAUUUACUAGGAAGGAAAAAAGUAGUUGGUCAAAAUUGCUGAGAAAGUGAAGGGACUCAAAACUGGUUCCUAAUCCUUCCUUUAGGCUGUGGCAGCCGAGGCCUCGUCUCUCCUGCUGCGAGUGAUGCUCACCUGUCACAACGCGUUCACAGUAGUUUUACCUUCUUGGCAAUUCUGACCACCUACUUUUUUCCUCGUCAGUACUUGCUACAUACCAAAUGAAAGGGAAAGGUGUGCCAAUUUCAGAAGACUGAAAAUUCAAUGUAAGUAAGACUGUGUGAGUUACAGCGAGUUAAAGCAAACAAUGCGAGAGUGUAUUUAUACACAGAUUUUCUUUCUGUUAUCUUUGAUGUAAGUGUAGUCUUUCUGUAAUUGAUUUAUGCUCAUGAUAUGCAGCAAUAUAUCAUGAACACGAUGGUUGGCUCAAUUUUCAUAGAUAUCAUUUGGUAGUUUGCAAAUAUCGGAACGAAUUCCAUUGACGUAUCUGGAAAUAAUGCUUUUCAGCAAUUUAUGUUUGUAACCAAGAGAGAGAUGGGCAAGCAACAGAGGGCUAACUGUGUGCCUAAGCUCACUUUCAUUUACGGUGUUGAAAAUUAAAAAAUACCAGUUUUGUGAUGCAUCCAUAUGCUGACUGUGCUUGUUCUGGUUUUCAUGUAAUAAUUUUUCUAUUACUCAGUAAUUGAGCAUUACAAGCAAAUCACUUCUACAUGUGAUCCUUUCACUUCCAUGACAGAAUUCCAAGGUGGCUGCAACACAUAAGAUUAGAGUGCCAGGGGCAGCAGGCGUGAGAGCUGUGUCUUGUGUGUUAUUUUUGUUUUCUGGAGAAUUUAAUCUUUCACUUCCUCACAUACACUAUCAGACUGGCACACUCUUAAAAUGGUUAUAGGGUACCAGCAACCCCAAGAAAUUUUCAAAAUCACAAAUAAUGUUCUCCCAACUGUACCUGAAGUAGUGUGACCCUCCAAAUGCCCUAAAAUGCCUUCAUUUUAUCUGGCAAUGCCACAAAACAUCACAAGCAUCAAAAGUGUACAGAACUAAGUUUAAUAUAGUGCACGAGUCAUGUUCACGAGGUAUCCAGCGAAACCUUGAGCCGCUCACAAGGUCAGUGUGGUAUCACAUGAAUUUGAAAACACAAGGUUCCUUUUACCCCAAUUGGAAAUGAUAGCAAGGUCUGAGGUUAUGCAUUCUGCAGCCUCCAGGCUGGAGUCUUGUAAUUCCUGUUGAGAGGGUCUUCUGUUAAAAGAAGUUGAAUGAUGCAGAGUGGUGUCGUCAGAGUAUGAGUGGAUAGGACAGUUUGUUAUAGAAAGAAGAUCAUUGAUGAAUAACAGGAAGAGAGUGGGUGAUAGGACAGAGCCCUGUGGAACACCACUGUUGAUAGGUUUAGGGGAAGAUCAGUGAUCGUCUACCACAGCAGAGAUAGAACGGCCGGAAAGGAAACUGGAGAUAAAGGAACAGAGAGAAGGAUAGAAUCUGAAAGAGGGCAGUUUAGAAAUCAGAGUUGUGCCACUCUAGUGAAAGCUUUCGAUAUGUCUAGUGCAACUGAGAAAGUUUCACCGAAACAGCUAAGAGAGGAUGACCAAGAGUCAGUUAAGAGAGUAAGAAGAUCGCCAGUCGAAUGCCCCUUGCAGAACCCAUACUGGCGAUCUGAUAGAUUAGAAGUGGAAAGGUGCUUUUGAAUCUUCCAGUUAAGGAUUGAUUCAAAAGCUUUAGAUAAACAGGGAAUUAAAGCUAUAGGGCAGUAGUCUGAGGGAUUGGAACAGUCACCCUUCUUAGGCACAGGCUGUAUGAAGGCUUAUUCCAGCAGGAAGGAAAGGUAGAUGUUGACAGGCAGAGGCGAAAGAGUUUGACCAGGCAGGGUGUCAGCACAGAAGCACAGUUUUUAAGGGCAAUAGGAGGCACUCCAUUAGGUCCAUAAGCCUUCUGAGAGUUGAGGCCAGAGAGGGCAUAGAAAACAUUAAUAACAGGCAUAAAGGAGUCAGAGGGGGGAUGAGUAGGAGGAAUAUGCCCAGAAUUGUCCAGAGUGGAGUUUUUACAGAAAGUUUGAGAGAAGAGUUCAGCCUUAGAGAUUGAUGAGAUGGCGGUGCUGCUGUCAGGGUCAAGGAGAGGAGGGAAAGAUGAAGAUUGAUGAGACGGUGGUGCUGCCGUCAGGGUCAAGGAGAGGAGGGAAAGAUGAAGAAGUGAAAUUGGUUGCAUGCGUCUGCUCACAUAUUGACCCCAUAAAAUCUACUUGGCUUUCUUCAUGUAAAGUAAUUUGUGACAUUCAAGUCAUUAGUCUGUUUUGUGCAAUACUGGCAUAGUGUUUGUUUUGUGGCCAUUGAUUACUGCAUACCCAGAGCAGUCUUUGUAGACAUUAUACAUGUGACCUUAGUAAAUGAUCUUUAUUGUGAUGCCAACUAUGCUGCUUUUUUAUGCUGUGUUUUGUGUGUGAGGCUUGACUCUCUGCAGCAAGGGAAACUUUGAUAGAUUUUUGUGACAGCUCUUUAUCAGGAAGACACCCUCAAGCUGGUGUUGGGCUCCCUUAAGGCACAAUGCAUUAGUGGCAUGUUUCCUACGUCAGUCUCUACUUCAUUUGCAAGUUUUCAAAAUCACUGAGGCAUUUUUUAUGAAUGUCUUACUCCAUAGGCAUUAUGAAGUAUUUCCAAAACUAGACAGGGUUGGAGAAGCACACACUUGAGCAACAUUAAAAAAAUCAGGACAAAAAUAUUACAUUGGAUUACAUUGCCUUACACGAGAACACACACACACACACACACCGAUCGAGGCCUCUCUAGUAAUAUUCUAUCUCGGACAGGCAGAGGCAGGUUCCCACCAUGAACUUAUUGGGAAAGUGAAAAUGUUGGCGGGAGGAAGGUCAGAUCCCUGUGCCGACCCUUGUAUUGCAGGAGCACACUUGGCUGUAUAUAAUCAAUGAAAGUGCUUCACACUAUGAUACAUUAAUGGUAUUUGAAGAUUUCUGUUUCUCAACUGCAGUUUGUAUGUUAAAGGUUAUAUAAAAAUGUAACGGCUAGGGCUUUCCUAUGUACGAUAUGUGAUGCAAAGUAUCAGCUAUGUACAUGAUUAGGCAGGAUUAUAUUAUAAUGUCAGCUGGGGUUAUGAUUAACAUAGCAAUAAUCACCAUUAGUUGAAACCCUGUUCAUUCUUUUUAGUCUCCAUGAAGCGUUGUACGAGAAGAAGCAGAGGACAGUGAUGCUGCACGCAUGUUAUUUGACAGAGUGAUGGACUCGUCAAAGCCUCAGCUGUAUAUUUUUUUGUAAUUUAAAUUUUUUUGUAAUAUUUAUUUGCAUGUUAAUAUUUGUGGAAAGGAAAGAAGACAUGCAAGGAUAACAACAUUGUAAGAUAAUAAAUAUAAUGCUACAA